AUGUUCGACUUCGCGAACAGGGGCGGGGCGAUCAAAGAUUGGUACUGCGCUGCCCCUCAGGGCAUGUGGAAGCAGCAGUCAUACCCUGGCAUUAAUGUCACGCUGCUUUGCGAGUCCACCGCCAUAUUUCACGAAGCGCGGGCGGAUAUUCAACAGUACUUCGAUCUGGAGGCGAAUCUGUUGGAGCAAGUGAAGCAGCUGGUGGACAUGCAGGCCGG
Molecule: messenger RNA, 218 nt
Organism: Prorocentrum cordatum
Lineage: Eukaryota; Dinophyceae; Prorocentrales; Prorocentraceae
Source: the annotation of a GenBank genome assembly